AUGGUGGCCCUCAGAUCCCUCGUGAAACCCAAGAUUGUCAAAAAGAGGACCACGAAGUUCAUUUGGCACCAGUCAGACCGUUAUGUCAAAAUUAAGUGGAACUGGUGGAAACCCAGAGGCAUUGACAAUAGGGUGCACAGAAGAUUCAAGAGCCAGAUAUUGAUACCCAACAUUAGUUAUGGGAGCAACAAGAAAACAAAGCACAUGCUGCCCAGUGGUUUUCAAAAGUUCCUGGUCCAUAACGUCAAGGAGCUUGGAGUGCUGCUGAUGUGCAACGAAUCUUAUUGUGCUGAGAUUGUGCACAAUGUCUCCUCAAAGAACCGCAAAGCCAUUGUGGAAAUAGCAGCCCAGCUGGCCAUCAGGAGUCACCAAUCCCAAAGCCAGACUGCACAGUGA
Phyllostomus hastatus (greater spear-nosed bat) is the source of this 396-nucleotide messenger RNA. RefSeq names its product 60S ribosomal protein L32-like. Gene Ontology annotation, biological process: translation. The record is from RefSeq and is a predicted model, not a curated record. Gene Ontology annotation, molecular function: structural constituent of ribosome. Gene Ontology annotation, cellular component: ribosome; cytosolic large ribosomal subunit. NCBI's taxonomy places the organism in Eukaryota, Metazoa, Chordata, Mammalia, Chiroptera, Phyllostomidae. Bases 1 to 396 code for a protein of 131 amino acids. The transcript has a single exon.